Molecule: messenger RNA, 4636 nt
Organism: Diabrotica virgifera virgifera (western corn rootworm)
Lineage: Eukaryota; Metazoa; Arthropoda; Insecta; Coleoptera; Chrysomelidae
Product: protein wntless-like
Exons: 2
Coding region: 80-1621 (513 amino acids)
Biological process (GO): Wnt protein secretion; Wnt signaling pathway; intracellular protein transport
Cellular component (GO): organelle membrane; endomembrane system
Molecular function (GO): Wnt-protein binding
Source: RefSeq, a predicted model, not a curated record
UGUUUACAUUUCAUUAAUAAGAAAAUCAAGGCUACCAUAGAAAAGUUCUAGAGAUUUGUAAUAGUAAAUAAUCAGCAACAUGCCGGGGACAAUUUUGGAAAAUUUGAGUGGCAAAAAAUUAAUUAUAUUAAUUAGCGUUGUUCUAACUUGCCAAAUAGCAUGCUUUUUGGUGGGGUUAAUGGCCCCUAUGCUUGCCAACAAUACUCAAAUCACGCUGUCUACCGUAUGUGUGGACCAAAAUCCUUCCGAAUCAGAACGUAAUUUUGAUCGAUGGUUUGUAAGAACAUGCUCUAAGACAAAUGAAUUAACUGAUGACAAGGAAACAGUUGAUUUAGAUGCUAACAGCUUGGUUUAUGUUAUAGAAAUGCCACUCUUCGAUUUGGAUUAUUCCCGUUGGCAACAAAAGUUAUUAGGAAUUCUUCAGGUUGAGAUGGUUGACCAAAAGAAACAAAAAUUAAUUAAACCUUUCAUUGAACUCACUGUGGACUCUCGUAUCGCUUAUAGUGAUAAAACCCCCAAUGGAGGGAAAACUCCAUGGAAAUUUUAUUUCCAUGCUGAAGAAAAGCGUUAUAUGAAGUGUACACUCAACAACCAAUAUGAUCCGCAAAACCGUGGUUAUCCUUAUAAUUAUUGUACUAUGGUACCAUUAUUUGAAUUGGGUGCUCUAUAUCACGAUUAUUAUUUGUUAAAUCUUAGGUUGCCAUACAAUGACACAACUAAAAAGAAUAUAGGUCUCGGUAAAGUAGAAGAUUUGUAUGUACACACUACUUAUGUGAAUGGCGGUUUUACAAAAAUUUGGCUUAGUCUGAAGUCAGUGUUAUUUCCAAUACUUUUAGCUGUCAUGAUCUGGUUUUGGCACAGGGUUAUUAAGCUAAACCGUACUCCAGUUUUGUUAGAAUACGUGCUGAUAUCUUUAGGAGGUACUUUAGCAUUCCUCAAUAUUCCUAUAGAAUAUCUCAGCCUUAUUUUUGAAAUACCUUAUAUGUUACUUUUGAAUGAUAUUCGUCAGGAUGCGUUCUAUGUCAUGUUAUUCUUAUUUUGGCUGAUAUUUGCAGGUGAAUAUAUGCUUGUUCAAAACCAAGGGGACAGAAACUCUAUAAGAUGCUACUGGAAACACUUAACUACCAUAAUUGUAGGAUGUAUGAGUUUAUUUAUAUUUGAUUUAUAUGAAAAAGGUCUCCAGCUAGUCAAUCCAUUUUAUUCUAUUUGGGUCACACCUCUUAGUACUAACUUGGCUAUUGCUUUUGUUAUUCUGGUUGCUAUAGCUGCUUCCACAUACUUUGUUUUUCUAUGUUAUAUGAUCUGGCGUGUUUUCAAAAAUAUAAGUGUAAAAAUAUUUGUUUUACCAAAUAUGUCCCAAGCUAGACGUCGUCAUUAUGAAGGUAUUAUCUAUCGCUUUAAUUUCUUAAUGUUGGUAACCCUGAUUUGUGCAUCUGUAACAAUAGUUUUCUUUGUACUCUCUAAAAUUGAUGAAGGUCCACACAAAUGGGAUACUACUAUUUACUUAAAACCCUCUUCAGUAGUAUAUACUGGGGUGUACGGAAUGUGGAAUAUCUAUAUAUGUACCAUGUUAAUACUAUAUGCUCCGACACACGAACAAUGGCUAACAGAUCAAAUGUAGAAAGUAAAGCAAUUUAAUGUAGGCAUAUGAAUCUUCUUCUAAUUAAAUUUUUAUUUUAAGGGGGAGGAGUAUGGUUUGAAAUAUUUAAUUUUUUUAUUAUUUUAAAUAAAAGUGCAUACUUUCAAGAAUACUCUCUAAAAAUUUCAGAUUGAUCGGAGCAAAAUUACCAGAGAUACAGCGUGUUGAAUAUCCCUACCUUCGACUCGAUUUGGCGCGACUUCGAGCCAGCACGCUUGAGCGUAGUGAGAAACGUUAAACAACUUUUGUAGAUUACUCCGCGAUUCAAAAACAUAUUCCAGUGUACAUUACUUUACGAUUUGGCAGACAAAUAAUAAGAUGAAGAUGAAAAUGUCAAAACUUUAAAAGCAUUUUUCUCAAAACUGCUUUUUCAAAUGCGGUGGACAUUGUAACUAAAAAACUACUUGACCGAUCUACCUGAAAUUUUGCACAGAUUUUCUUUAGACAUUUCAUGAGGUAACAACUUCGAGAUAUUUUUCGUUUUGUGCUUAUUUUUUGUUCAACAAUAAUAAAUCUGUUGAUUUUUAAAAAAAUUUUAUCAAAAAUUUCGUAUUUUUGAUUUCUGUUACUCGACGUUGAAAAACUCGACGUUGUUACCUCAUGAAACUCAUAUACUAAUUAAAUCUUUUUGAAUUUUUUGUUUCGUAUGAUGCAGUGACGAGUUCUGAUGUCCACCGCAAAAUCCAUUUUUUCUUGAGCUGCCUGUCAAAAUUUGUCACCAAUGGCUUAUUUUUUAAUAAUUUGUAUUGAAUUUUUUUUUAAAUAUUCUUUGAAUUGUACCUAAUAUGCUUGUUUAAUUUAAAAAUAACAUAAUUCUACCAUAGCUUCGAAAAAAAUUCACAAAAAUGUGCUUGAUAUGUUGAUUUCAAACCAUAAUCCCCCCCAUUCCCUUAAUUAAGGGAAACGGAGCAAAACGCAAAAUUUUGACGCAUGUCAAAAUUUUCAAUGUGCUUUAAAUGUAUUCAUUUUUUUCAAAUCCUGAGAAAACCAUAGAGGUAUAUAUUAACAUAGAGUGAGCCUACCUUCCGCGCUUCCUGACGACAAGAUCAUAGGACUGGUUUGCGGCAUAUCUUUCUAACACAUUGUAUCGAGACACUAAGAUGGCAUUAAGUGUGAGUAUAGGUACGGAAGGGGAGGACAACUGUCGCAACUUUACUGUGCGUAAGAGUGAAACAGCACUAAUCCAAAUAAAAAAGAUGGUGUCGUCACUUCGCUCUGAAUGACACUCUCUCUAUGCUAAUAUAUAACUCUAUGGAGAAAACUAAUAAGUAUUUUUGAAAAAUUUAAAGGCAGAAUGAAAGACUACUUUAUUACCGAGGGUCGAAAGUCACUUAGAAUAAAUAAAGUUUCCUUUGAAUGAAAUAUUUGCAAUUAAAAAGUUUAGGAGUUUAGGAAAAUUUAAUUAGUUUUCUCAGGAUUCAAAAAGAUGACAUUUAAAACACAUUAAAAAUUUUGACAUGUGUCAAAAUUUUGCAUUUUGCUCCGUUUCCCUUAACUAUUUUUUCUGUCAAUUUUGAUUGAUUGUAGUUAUUUGUUUGCUUAUAUAGGGCUUUUCAUUCACAGUCAUUUGUUUCGAGCUUCUGUCAAAUGUCGUAUAAUCCGUGCAUAUUAAUAUUAUACACAGACUAUACAACAUAUGACAGAAGCUCGAAACAAAGGACAAUCGAUGAAAAGCCCUAUUCUUUUUCUCAUGAUCAUCUUUCAGUGCGUCACAGUUUUUCGAUUUCUUUCUAACGCAUUAAAUUGUAUGUGACAGAAAAAAAGGCACGUCGUUGAUUACAUUUCGUCGGUGACAUUUUUAUAACAUUUAUUCUAGUUAUUCUAGUUGUCGAUAGAUGGCGCCAUAAUAAAAAAAUAUUUUUUUUUUAAUUAGAUAAUAAUAUUAGAAAUAUAAUCUGUAUAAUUUAUAAGACUAUACAAAUCAAAGAAAAUACCAUUUUAUAAAUGCAAGAAACACAUUUGAUUUGUUUUUAUUCCAAAUUGAAAAUAAAAUGUGACAACUGUCAGAUUUAACUAAAAUGUCAUGUUAAGAAUAAAUGUCAUAAAUGUGUAUUAUCACGGACUUACCCUUUUUCCUAUCAUUUGUUACGCACCAUGCCCCGCGCACUCUAAUAAAAAACAUGUAAUCGUAUUUAUUUUCCUUCCAUUUUGUCAGAGGCGCUGAUGUCGGCAUUCUGAUUGGUGGAACAUGACUUUUGACAAAUCCUGCGCUAUCUGUGAAUGUGUGAAUCUGUGUUCAGUGUUCGUGUUCGUUCGUUGUCGUUCAGUUAUUUUAUAUUGUCGGUUAUGUGAUGUGUUUGUGUCACCAUAAAAAGCUGAUAUUCAGUUGUGUUUUUUGAUAUUUUGUAAUCGAGUACCUCUUUAAAGGUAAGUUUUUCUGAUUGUAGGUACUGUUUUUCCAACAGUUUUAAAAUCCACAUUUUAUUUCGCGUUUUGUUGUUAGGUCUAAUGGCUCCCAUCAGGUGUUGUGUGCAGACAGUGGAAAAAUUCAACGAGUAAACAUAUAUUUAAUCCAAAUUAAAUACUCAUAUUUCUAUGUAAAAUGUCACAUUAUUGUAUAAAUAAAUAAUUAAGAAACAAAAGUUGUUUGUGUUGUACCUUUAUUGUCCACUUGAAUAAAAUAUUAAAUAUUGGAAGUACCGUAUGGAGCCUAUGAUGUACCUAGCAUGGAGGCUAGAUAACGCCACUCUUCCUAUCCAAUCAACAACAAGAACGUUUAAAAUUUCACACCUAUCAUGUCGAAGCUACAGGCUACAGACCACUUAUGUGGAGGCCAGAUUUGUAGUACCCUUCCAUUUAACCAGGUGCUGAGAUGGCGCUGAAAUACGUGACAUAUUUUUUAAAGAGUAAGAUCGCAUUCUACCAAACCACACAACACUUUUUUCUAUGUUACGCACUGAAAAAUGAUCAUGAAAAGGACAUAUAAUGUAUUUAUUUUGAUAUUGGUAUAUUACUUGUUAUAAGUAUAUUUCGACACAAUAAAUAUGCUUUAUAAAA